AUUAGGUCUUAUAAGUUUAUCUCACUAUUAUAAGCACCCGACAAUAACACAUUAGCUUGGAAAAUAUGUUUGUAAUAUUCUGAAUUUAAUUGCAUUUGCUUUAUUAUGACUGUCUGGAAUAUUGAUGGCGGCGUAGGAAAAUUAGUAAUAAUGAGUUGAUCUGGAGAAAUGUGUAAACUGGAAGCGAUCACACUUUCUGUCAAAAUAAUCAAUACACUAAAUUGACUGGAUGACCAAAAUUCCUAAGAUUUGUGAAGGGUUUAUGGGUGUUUUGAUGUGGUGUAAGGAUACGUGAGUAUAUUACCCAGUGAUUAGUGAUGGGGAAUUGCUGUGGAACACACCCUAAUCCCCAUUUAAAAAACAAUACAAGUGAACCCACGUCACAACGACCGAUUGAAAAUGGUGCCACACAACCAGGUCAGGCUGCAGUUCUGGCAGGUGCAGCACCUCCAACAUCAACCCCAUCAAUAACAACAUCUCCACACCAGUCUGAACUAUCUCUUGAACCAAGUGUAGCUAAUAGUAGUAAAGUUUUUGUUGCUCUUUAUGAUUAUGAUGCCAGAACUGAUGAAGAUCUUAGUUUUAGAAAGGGUGAACAUUUAGAAAUUUUAAAUGAUACUCAAGGAGACUGGUGGUAUGCCAAGUCAAAAACCAGUAAAUCAGAGGGAUAUAUACCGUCCAACUAUGUGGCUAAAAUAAAAAGUUUGGAAUCAGAGCCAUGGUAUUUUGGUAAAAUAAAGAGAGUAGAAGCAGAAAAGAAAUUGUUAUCCCCUGAAAAUGAACAUGGUGCAUAUUUAAUUCGUGACAGUGAAAGUAGAAGAAAUGAUUAUUCACUAUCAGUGAGAGAUGGUGAUACAGUUAAACAUUAUAGAAUACGACAGUUAGAUGAAGGUGGAUUUUUUAUUGCUCGUCGUGUCACAUUUAAAACUCUGAGUGAAUUGGUAGAUCAUUAUAGUACAGACUCUGAUGGAUUAUGUGUUAAUCUCAGGAAACCCUGCUCUCAGGUUGAAAAACCUCAGACAGUUGGUUUAUCCUAUAAUACUAAAGAUCAAUGGGAAAUCCCUAAAAAUUCUCUUAAACUUAUCCGUAAAAUUGGACAUGGACAGUUUGGUGAAGUUUGGGAAGGAUUAUGGAAUAAUACUACUCCGGUGGCGAUCAAAACACUCAAACCUGGUACAAUGGAUCCUAAAGAUUUCCUGGCCGAGGCACAAAUCAUGAAAAAAUUACGUCACACAAAACUUAUUCAGCUGUAUGCUGUCUGUACACAAGAUGAACCAAUAUUCAUUAUAACAGAAUUAAUGAAGAAUGGAAGUCUAUUAGAAUACUUACAAGGAAAAGGUCGAAGUUUGAAACUGCCACAAUUAAUCGAUGUUGCUGCUCAGAUUGCAUGUGGUAUGGCAUAUCUUGAAUCACAGAAUUAUAUACACCGUGAUUUAGCUGCUCGUAAUAUCCUUGUAGGAGAUUCUAACCAUGUUAAGAUUGCAGAUUUUGGAUUAGCAAGAGUUAUAAAGGAAGAUGAAUAUGAAGCUCGUGUAGGAGCUCGAUUCCCUAUUAAAUGGACAGCACCAGAAGCAGCUAAUUAUAAUCGAUUUACUAUUAAAUCUGAUGUUUGGUCGUUUGGUAUUUUACUGACAGAAAUUGUAACAUAUGGUCGUGUUCCAUAUCCAGGAAUGACCAAUGCUGAAGUAUUACAUCAAGUAGAACAUGGCUACCGUAUGCCUACGCCACCUGCCUGCCCUAAAUCAUUGUAUGAAAUUAUGUUGGAAUGCUGGCGAAAGGAUGAAUUGGAACGGCCCACUUUUGAAACAUUGCAGUGGAAAUUAGAAGAAUUCUUCACAAUGGACCCAACUGAAUACAAGGAGGCUUCAGUUGUUCGAUAAAUUCAGCAGCUGAAUCGACCAAUAAUCACAUCAUUUUAACUUUUUUUCACGCUCAAAUUUAGAAGGAAAAAAAAAUGGACAGCUGUACUUGUUAAAAUCACUUGUCAAUUUGUGGCUUUUAAAGCUUUUUCUAUCAUUUGUGGAUGCUUCUUUUUCUGUCCCCUAUUUAUUAUUGUCAAUACAUGUAGUUGUGAUUUUUUUUCCUUUUUAAAGACUUUGAAGUGGUGAGCAGUAUUUAUAGUUCAUGGAAUGUUUUUGAUUACGAGACAUUUGUGAUCCCGUUUUGAACAUUUGUGAUUGACAAUGACAUAAGACAUAAAGAACGAUUUUUCUCCUGGGUAAUGUGAAUGAUGAAACAGAUUUAGAAUUAGUGCUGUUAGAGAAUUAGAACUACAUAUAAAUAAACUGAUGUAGUUUAAUAAUGUCUAGCAAUAAAUAAAUUAACAUCAUCACAAAUCAUGUUAACAUCAAAACUUCAUCAAAUAAACUCAAGGUGAACUUCAACAUCAGCAAACAAAUAAUGAUAUAUGUGAUUCCAUAGAACCAGCAAUCAACUACAACAAUAAAGAAAAGAUUAGAUUGUUUUGUUUUUUUUAUAUAAUAUUGCCAUCAUCAGCACCAGCCAUAUUUUAUGCAUUGUGUUUAUAGAUAAAUUGUUACAAACACUUCUGAUCUGAUCUAAUUAUACAUGUACUAAUUGAACCAAUAAAUAUCUUUAAGAAAUUGUGUAAAUAAGUGCACAUCCAAAGUGAUAUCCCUCCUAUUAAUGAACCAUCCUGGAUUUAAGCUUUAGCUGUAAUAUUAUGGGAUUAGUUUAUUUUCCAAAAGGGGGAUAUUUUAAAUCACUGAUCUAUAAAUGAGAUUGGUUAAUCUGGGCAUGUGAUCUGAGAAAAAGAUGAGAUUUUAAACCAGGUUUGGUUAUUUAUUUAGAAUUUGUGUCAAAAUAAAAUUUGAAAAGAUUUUUUUAAAAUUAUAAAUAUUUAUAUGCGUCAUUAUAUCAUUUAAUGUCAUUUUCUUAAUGCUAUAGUGUACUUAGCUUUGAAUUUUUCUUGAAAUUUAAUUUGUGUGUAUAAUUAUCUCAAUAUGCCAUGAUGCUUUGUUACAUAAGCUUUCAUGUAUUUGAUAACAUUUGUGCAUAACAAUAUGAAGUUUAAUAAAAGUGCAAAACUAGUCAGUAAGGCCAUACAAAAAGAAAUAUUCUGCUUUUCAAACCGUCAUUCAAAAAAUUCUGAUGCACCAGGAAUGGGGGAGGAUUAUUUUUUUAUUAUUUUGUCAAAGGAUCACAGGGCUAAAAAUGAUCUCUCACAAACACCAUAUUUCAAGGCACAUAACUCAAAUUUUCUCAUAUACGCGAAGUUGAAUACUAACAAGUUCAUUUACAAGCAGUAACUUAUUCUCUCAUUUGGGUACUCGAUAAUUCAUUUUAACUUGAACCGUUUCAUAGAGUUACUUCCCUCUAACACGAGAAAUAUGAACGUGCAAAAAUUAAUGAGAAUGUUGUUAUUUUUCAAAAUAAGAAUGGGUCAUUGAGCCCUUCAAGUGAGAAGCAGAAUAUUUUUUUUAUAUAGCCUAAAUACACAUUUCUCCUUAAUAUAAUAUUGAGAUGGGGAAGGAUAGAUUAAUGUUUUUGUAUUACUAGAUAUUGUAACAGUUUAAAUUUUAAAGUCAAUAAAAUGUCUACACAAAAGCAUUUAUUACACCAAUAUACAUUGUAUAUAUCAACAGUUUAUAAUUAGCUUAGAAAUGAUACAAAUAAUGUUGCAUUUAAACAUGCUACCUGUAUACACGUCAGUCAUUCAGUCAAAACUAACAUUAUACUUAACCCAUAUCUUUAAAUGAUGAAUUGAAACUGUUACUUAUUCAAGUAUAAACUGGUCAUAUCAGAUCUCCACCUGUCAAAUAAAUUGGUUGACUAUAGUUAAUUUAGUGAAAAUCUCAAGUUUACUUAAUCUUUAACUACAUGCAGAUUCUGUAAAUCAAGAUUAUUUUUAUCAAAUCAGAUAUUUUAUUUCAUGUUUUCAUUGAUUAAACUCCUUAAGAUUUUCACUUUUCCAACUAUCGAAUUACAUCUUUCAAUUUUUGAUAAUAUACUAGCAUAAGUAUUUAAUACUGAAAGAUUAUUUAAAGAUACAUUAUGUAUGAUUUAGAUAAAGUGCUGGUCGUUCUUGCUAUAAUAGUUUUAAAAUAGAUAAUGCAAAAUGAAUACAUUGAAAAUUUCAUUGAAAUUACUUUAUUCUAAGCAAAGAUAUUAGCCUUUGAUGGUUUGACACUGUGCACUGAUUGUAACCACGGUACUGGCUGUUCGAGGCUUAGCCUCGCGUUUUCAUUAUUAAAUGGCCAAACCAUUCUAAUCUACGUAAAAUUAGCCCUAUUGAAUUGCAUCGAGAGUUGAUUAUGAUCUUGUCAUGUUAAUAAAUGCCCAAUUAAUAAUUUAGAUAACAUUUAAGGCCUAAAGCAAGACCUGCAAUACUUGGCAAUAGGCAGAUUUAGCUCUUGCAUAAUGUAUGUUUAUAACAUUGCUUCAUUGUCCCAUUAUUUAUAAACAUUGUUUUCAUUCUUCUGUGCACCAGGGAUCUUAUUCAUGAAUCUCUUUAAAUUGACUGUAAACUUAAAAUCAAUAUGUUAAGAAUGGCAACUGACAAUGGCAAGUGCUGGUUGAAAGUUACAGUUGAUUUUCAAAGAUUAAAGAUAUAUUUCCUUGUCAUUUGUGAUCCUAAAUACAGAAUCAUGGACUAUGAUAGCAAGAAAUGGUGUUUAACAUCCACUAGGUACAAACAAGGUCAUUUCUGGACUAAUAUAUGGUUCAAUUUUAUUUCAAUAAUUCGCUGUGCUGAUUGAAAGUUAAAGUUUAUUUUAUAAGAUUAAAGAUAUAUAUUUCCUCGUCAUUCAUGAUCCUAAUACAGAACCAUUGACUGUGAAAUGGGGAUUAAGGUCCACUUGAUACAAACAAGGUCACUUCGGGACUAAUAUAUGGUUCAAUGUUAUUUCAAUAAAUCUUUUGCAUGUAGUGGUCUAGAGCAGUGACAAGACAGUCUAAUCGACAACCUUGUGAUCGAAACCACUCCACUUGAUUCAGUGAUAGAUCGUAUGAUCUAAAGCGGAUGGACUGGAACAUAUAUUCUAACUACCAGGUAGAAUUCAUACUUUAAGGGAAAUUGCGAUUCUACAAAGUAGCCAUCCCUUGCAAAACCAUGAUAGUCAAGCACUAGUAAAAUAUGAUUUUAGCCGUUCAAUUUAUUGUGGACUUAUUAGGUAAUUUAAAUUUUCCUGAUCAUUAGAAAUAUAAUACAUUAAAGAUAACAAGUAUCAGGGGUCAAAAAGAUAACACAAUAAUGCUCAAGGGAACAUAUCUUUAAAGUUUUGUGAAUAAGGAACCAUCCAUGUAUUUAGUAUGUAAUAGUUUCUGUUUCACAUUGAGGUAUUAACAAUAGAGAUUUGUACAGGAACAAAUGUAUAUUUACUUUAGAAUGACUAUCAUCUAUCAACAGUGUUGUGAAGAAAAGUUUUGUCUUGUAUCAUAAGGUGUAAUUUGUAAUACUUUUUAAGUGCUCUUUGCAAUGAGAAAAAAGAUGUCAGUAACAGAUCUGUUGUGAUUUUCCAUUAAUUGUAUGUAAAUUCUGACUUCAUUUGUCAGAAAUUAAAGUUUUAUGCCUUUAGAUUUAGCCAAUGGUCACACACAUCAAGCCCCUUUUCAACAAUGCAAAAAUAGCAAUGCUAUGAUGUAGGUGUAGAAAAAGUUUGACUUUGGCUAAAUCUUGAAGUCAGAAAUUGUGUGUUAAAAUAAUUAUAUUGUAUUUGGUUGUUUUUAAACAGAUAUCAAAGAAAACCUGAUUCUUUAAAUGAAAGAAAUAAAAACAUUUAUCAGUAACAUGUAAUGAAUUGCCUUGGGCUGUAUUAUCACUUUUACAAUCAUCUUGUAUAUCGAGUUAUCUUAGUUGUCAGAAGUGAACGAGUAGACUUUUUCUACAUCAGUUUGUCAUGUAUUAAAUAUUAGAAUAAUUGAUCAUACGACUUUGUGUUGAUCUUUCAGAUAUUUUUUACCUACUAUUUUAAUAUCAAAUGCAACUUUGACAUUUCUAUAAAAAAAAAAAAUAG
Patella vulgata (common limpet) is the source of this 5975-nucleotide messenger RNA. Its product is annotated as tyrosine-protein kinase Src42A. The coding region runs from base 318 to 1880 and encodes 520 amino acids. The record is from RefSeq and is a predicted model, not a curated record. Gene Ontology annotation, biological process: innate immune response; cell surface receptor protein tyrosine kinase signaling pathway; protein phosphorylation. The transcript is spliced from 8 exons. Lineage: Eukaryota; Metazoa; Mollusca; Gastropoda; Patellidae. Gene Ontology annotation, cellular component: extrinsic component of cytoplasmic side of plasma membrane. Gene Ontology annotation, molecular function: ATP binding; non-membrane spanning protein tyrosine kinase activity; signaling receptor binding.